AUGGCCGGAGAAAACGCAGUUCACGACCAUGACUACUACACAAUCCUCAACAUCCCGUUUACAUCCUCCGCGACGCUCACGACACAACAACUCAAAUUAGCAUACCAUCGCGCGUUACUGCGACAUCAUCCCGAUAAGACAAAUACGAAGGAAGCAGACCUCGCGUCAACGCCAGACCACCAUGACGAACCCACCACGAACACCUACACAAUCGACCAAAUAACAACAGCCUACAAAACCCUCUCCUCUCCCACCCUACGCACCGAAUACGACCGCGCCCUUCGCCUCGACCGCGCGAAAACCGUCGACCGCGAGAAAAACGGCACUGUAUUCCACACAGGCCUUGAAGUCGUUGAUUUGGAGGAUCUUGUCGAAGACGACAAUGAUAACAACGGAGAAGGUGUUUGGUAUCGCGGGUGUCGCUGCGGUGAUGAACGGGGGUUUAUGAUUACGGAGGGGGAUUUGGAGAGGGAGAUUGAGGGGGGUGAGGUUGUUGUCGGGUGUCGGGGGUGUAGUUUGUAUAUGAAGGUGCUUUUUGCGGUUGAGGGAUGA
Molecule: messenger RNA, 552 nt
Organism: Aspergillus ruber CBS 135680
Lineage: Eukaryota; Fungi; Ascomycota; Eurotiomycetes; Eurotiales; Aspergillaceae
Exons: 1
Coding region: 1-552 (183 amino acids)
Biological process (GO): protein histidyl modification to diphthamide
Molecular function (GO): metal ion binding
Source: RefSeq, a predicted model, not a curated record